Molecule: messenger RNA, 2084 nt
Organism: Symsagittifera roscoffensis
Lineage: Eukaryota; Metazoa; Xenacoelomorpha; Acoela; Convolutidae
Product: glutathione synthetase-like
Exons: 7
Coding region: 263-1852 (529 amino acids)
Biological process (GO): glutathione biosynthetic process
Cellular component (GO): cytosol
Molecular function (GO): glutathione synthase activity; glutathione binding; ATP binding
Source: RefSeq, a predicted model, not a curated record
GUGUUUGCCAAUUUGCUUAAGAUAAGAUGAAAAUGCUGUUGACCUCUUGGUCGUAACAACUUUCGUUCUCAAAAUGCUCUUUUACGAACUGAAAAUAGUUUGCCGUAAUUUUUUUUGCAUAUUCUUAAUCACGGCUGACUAGUUGUUAUUAACCAUGUCAUUAUGUUUCAGUUAAAAUUGUUAUAAAAUGUGCCUUUUGUCUGUCUGACGGUGUCAUUUCUGUGCAGAUUCAUCGACAGAAGUAUUAUAAGUCAUCAAUAUAAUGGCAGAGGAGCAAAAUGAGAUUUUGUUUGAAGUUGUGCCUCUGAAUAGUUCUAAUUUAUCGUCCGAGAUUUUAUCCGAAUUAUGCAACGUUGCAGCCAUAUCAAAAAUAUCGAAUGGAAUAGCUUUCAUUUUCCCGGAAAAAGUGAACCCAGCACCAACUACACUGCUACCAUCGCCAAUGCCUCGAUACAUGUUUAACAGACUGAAAGAACUGCAGACUGACUUCAAUGAUUUGUAUCAUAACGUGGCAAUGGACUCCGAGUUCCUAGCAACCAGCCUGGAAAAGGUCGUGAAUGUAGACCCUUUCUGUGGAAAAUUGAUGAAUAUCAUGAAGAAACGAGAACUACUGGAGAAUGAAGGGCGACUGCACAAGUGUCAGCUGGGUCUGUUCAGAGCAGAUUACAUGUUCGAAGAAAUUGGAAACGUGGGUGGCUCUGAUGGCCAUAAGUGGAGGGCGAAGCAAAUAGAGGUGAACACAAUAGCAUCAAGUUUCCUCGGCUUAGCUCCCGAAGUCGCCUCCUUGCACAAAAGUGUCAUUAGUCAUCUGGCCGGUUGCAGUGUACAGCGAAGUCGUAGUGAACCUCUUCAAACUAUUUCACUGCCAAGAAUUAACAGCAGCCUCGAAGGUAUAACUCAAGGUCUAAUCAGCGCACACAAUUACUACUGCGAAUCAAUUUCACCUUCAGCCUCAUCAGAUAAUAGAGCCAAUAUUAGUGAAGCCGUUGCUAAGUGUAUUGUGAUGGUGGUCAGUGAGACAGAGAACAACCAUAUUGAUCAGAUCAAGCUCAAAGAUAACAUCACAAACACCAGUGGCGUGCUGGUAUAUCGGAUGACGUUAGCUCAGUUGGGAAAUAAAGAGGAGUGUUGGGUGGAUGAAGAGAAUGGAACAUUUCUAAUGCACCGUGGAUGCGCAGAAGUGUCGGUGUUCUACUUUCGAACUGCAUACAGUCCGGAGCAACUAAAGACCCAACAAGAGUGGGCAGUGCGUGAAAACAUGGAGCUUAGUUUGGCCAUCAACUGUCCUUCAGUUCGAUAUCAACUAGCUGGCACGAAGAAGGUUCAGCAAGUGUUGGCGUGUAAAGACUCAGUGGAGAAAUUUGUAAAGGAUGCCGAAAUUGCACAAAAUAUCAGAUCCACUUUUGCACAGUUUCUCCCGUUGGAAUCAGACGAUAAAGCUACAACUGAAUUAUCAGUAAAAACUGCCUUAAAGAACCCGUCAAAAUACGUCCUGAAGCCUCAAAGAGAGGGUGGAGGCAACAACUACUUCGACCAAGACUUAGUCGACAUGCUGAACAAGUUCGAACACUCAGACGAACUAAACGCCUACAUACUCAUGGAACGAGUAUUUCCAGUCACCAAUCAAAAUAUCAUGGCAUGCUGCAACUAUGGAGGAUUUGGGUCAGAAGAUACGACAUGGUCUCGUGUUGUCAGUGAACUGGGGAUUUACGGAGUUAUUUUAUCAGAUAAAGAAGGAAAGGUCAUAAUAAAUAAAGAAUCUGGUCACCUUUUGAGGUCAAAAGAUGUCUCCAAAAAAGACGGAGGUGUCGUGGCUGGCAAUGCAUGUUUAGAUAGUCCAUAUUUUGUCUGAUUUUAAAAGCAGUAGAUUCCAAUAACUAUCAGUACUCCGUACAAAAAAACUAUAUAUCAGAGUUUUUGUAAUUUUAAGUUGAAUGUAAAAGUUUCAAUUAGAUCGCAAUUUUCAUCAACAUGUGCAUUAUGAAAUAGGAAUUAAAUCUGUUAAUCAAUCUCAAUGUAUCGCACUACCUUAGAGUGUCUAAAAGUGACCGAGUUAAGGUCAUUUAUUUCAGCAACAUCUGUUA